Messenger RNA from Lymnaea stagnalis (great pond snail), 9828 nucleotides. NCBI's taxonomy places the organism in Eukaryota, Metazoa, Mollusca, Gastropoda, Lymnaeidae. The record is from the annotation of a GenBank genome assembly.
AUGUUUACCUUGCAUCUGCACAGACCAGUGGACACAUCCAGUUGUAUCUUCAGUGCGUGGGAGUCCCUGUUGAUGGAGACGGAGCUCGACGCCCAGGUAAAUACACGUUGUGCCAACUGGCAAUGUUUCCUGCCUUUGAGAUAGCCGAACCUGUAUGCCAUAUGUGUUUAGGCCAACCUGCAUAUCAUAUGGGAAAGUUAAAUCUGCAUAUCGUAUGGGAAAGUCAAACCUGCAUAUGGGCUAUUCCAGUGGUCGGCAAAUCGUGGGUCGCGAGCCGCUUGCAGCUCUUUAUGCCACUUAAGUUUGAUUGGCCAGUCGGCCAAAAAUCUGUUUUGACGCCCAAAAACAUGGUUCUUGAAAAGAAAUUUGGCUCCAAUUUUUUUUUUUAAAUCGUCCUGCUGCUGAUUUUUGGCUCUUUUGACUAAUGAAUUUGCCGAUCACUGGGCUGUUCAAACCUGCAUAUCAUAUGGGCUAUUCAAACCUGUAUAUCAUAUGGGCUAUUCAAACAAGAUCAUUAUUCGAAUAAAUUAUCUGUUUCCAUGCGUUAGAUUUGACAGAGAUGAUCUAGGAUAUUUCGUAGUUAGUUCUAGUCAUUAAUUUAGUCAGUGAAAACAAUAGUAAUCAAAAGUAUCUUCUCUCAGGCUCACAUGGACGCCGCUGGGCUGCUAGUGAAGAAUGUGUAUCGGCCCCUACAGGAAGUGGCGUCACACAAGAACAGACAAGCGGACAUGCUGUCGUCCUUCAGGGAAAACUUCGAAUCAGUUCUCAGCGAGGCCGUAAGGGAAGUAAGCCAGGUGCGUUGAAAUCCGACCCAGAUGAGUUUUUACAUUAAACAUUGUUUCAGUUGUAUUUCCACUUUAAAAAAAAAGUUGUCAAUUUCUUAUUGCUGUUGUUUUAAUUUAAUUGUUAGAUCUAUUUAAGGAGAUUGAAACACCUUUAACAGUAUUCAGAGAGCCCAGGACAAACUCAACUAAAUUUAAAAUAUAAACUACAAUAUAAUCUUAAAAUCAAUUUUUUACUUUGAAAAUUAAUGUAUUUCCUUUCUUAGAAUAACAUUAAACUCUCUUGUUUAAUAUGAAAGAGUCUUAGUUUUAAAGUGUAAAAAAAAGAAAAAUAUACAAUAACAAAAUCUUAUUUUCUAAGCCAUUUUCAAACAACUAACACUUGAUUAAUGUUCAUAAAAGCACUUACAAUGCUUGCAAAGCAAAGCAAAAUAAAAAAAAACGCUUUAUCGUGGGGCAGGGGGUCCCAAACUCAAAUUUUCCGUAGGCCACAGGAGGUAGUCUGAGUGAGACUGGGCAGCAUCAUGUAUCCCCCCCCCCCCCCCAAAAAAAAAAAAGUCAAUAAAGAUCAAAAUUUCCUGAAAACAAAUUAAAAAUAUUAAAGGUUCUCAAAAACUAGGCUUCACUUCCUUCCUCCCACUCCGUGUUGCCGGAGACUUCCUUCCUCCUACUCCUUGUUGCCGGAGACCUGGCAGUGCUUCUUCUUAUACAACUGAGCAACUAUUUGUCUUGAGUGAUGAAGCAACUGAGACCCUCAGUAUAGCUUGAAGGUGCUCAACAGUAAGUUUGGCCCUGAACUUUGAUUUGAUCCGCUUGAACAACUUGGAAAUCUCAGGGACGUUCGAGGGAAUUUCUCUCAUACCCUGUCCAAGUUUGCCUGUUUUUCCAUUGACUUAAACUCUCUGAACUCAGCCUUCAGUCCAGGCUUGCACUAAAGAUCAAUCAGCUCCAUUUGAAUGAAUCCAAAAAAAAAAAGGGGGUUGACAUGAGGCAUCUUCCUCAUUCAGGGAUAAAGGUUCAGCAAAAUUUAGAAUAGUUUCUGUGUGUUUUUUAAGUCUGCAAACUUGUGUCCAAAUUCAAUCUUUGGCCGCCAUGUUUGUCUCAUGAAAUGCUAUAAAACAAUAACUUUUUGUCCGAUUUGUUUAAAACAUCUUUCGCCAUUACAAUCAACGUCUCUACAAACAUAGUAAAAAUUACAGUUCGACCAGUCGGUGAGAUUCGACUGAAACCGUCACAUUUUUUAUUUUUUUUUGCUGGCAUCCGUCCGUCACAAUGUGACGAUGGAGUUGGGCUUCGUAGGACGAAAUCCACAUAGCCUGGGAUUAUUAUACUUGAAGGAUUAUAAGCUGGUUCCCACAGCCACAUAAAUCGCCUCUCUCCACGCCGCUGGGUAACCCAAGGGAACAUCAUUGGAUGAUACAGGAGUUGUCGGAAUGUUUCAUUGUAUCAAUGUUAUCCGCCUUUCGGGACUCCAUCUCCGGGUUUGAUUUCAGAGUUUCCUUCUCUUAGGUGAGUUGCCGUCCAAGGUUAACGAGUCCCAUCUACCCGGGGUGCUGGUGGUGUUUUUGCUCUAGCUGGAAUUGAACUCCAGACCACCAACUUGAGAUUUGCUCAGUUUUAGACCACUCGGCCACCAACCGUCACAUUAAAGAUGUUUGAAUGGGGGGACGCGCGGGCCGCAUUAACAUUGAACUUUGCUGUCAGGUGUCGAGCCGUAAAAUCGAUUUGUUAUCCUUAAAGACCUCGAAACGAGCAAUGCCCAUAAAGUUCGUUAUUCAAUAAAACGGGGAUAAUGUGGCUUCUGGGAGAAGAUCUCCUCAACGUUCUUUUUCUUUUAUUUUUUUUAAAAUUAUCAUUAUUAUUUGUGUUUUUUUUUAAACACAUAUAUAUCAUUAAUGGUUAAAAUUGUUUUUGUUUUUUUAAAUUAUGGAGAUUUAGGGAUUUAGAAAUCUCAAAUAUUGUCAUUAUCUUUUAUAAAUAAUUUUGGAAAUUCAAGUCCACCGGAAAACUACAAACACAUGGGGGAAAUAAUUCAAAACAAGGUCUCAUUCUGAGCUGUUAGUUUUAUUGGUGUAGGGGAGUUUCACGGAGAUGUACUGCAAGUGGGAGCAUGUCGUCUCUAUGCAAUAAAACAGCCAAUGACUCAUCAACCCUCUUAGGUUAUAUUUUGUCUCCUGGUUUUGUGGUCGAUUUUGCAUCUCACCAAUGAGAGCCAAAAGGUCAAAUUUGACAGUUUGUCCGGAUAAAGUUUUCGAACAAGGUCUCUGUGUCCACUAGUUUUGUUGUUUCUGUUUUCUUCUUUUAAAAAAAUAAUAAAAUAAAGUCCACACACUCGAUAGGUGGGUCGAUGAGUGGGUCGAUGGGUGGGUCGAUGGGUGGGUCGAUGGGUGGGUGAUAUUAUCGCAUGUCUGGUAUUCGGAGUUGAUGUUAAAACUUGGUUCAUAGUGUCACUGUGGGCGCGUAUUUCGAAUAUUUCUAAAAGAUAUCCUUUUCACUCCUUAGUCGAUGACCCUUUAAAAGUAUUUAGAAAUGCUAAAAUUGCGCAUUUUUUUUGUGUAGGUCUAUCCCAAGUAUACUUUGUGGGGGGGGGGGAGGAAAAUGGGAGUAUCUAUUAUUUCUAAUAUUUUAAUGCACCUUAUAUUUUUGUUCUUUUCCUUAGUUUGAUUUCUUGUUCUUUGGUGUCAGAUUUAUUUCCCUUUUCGUUUGGUACUUAUUUUUUUUGUGUAGGUCUAUCCCAAGUAUACUUUGUGGGGGGGGGGGAAGGAAAAUGGGAGUAUCUAUUAUUUCUAAUAUUUUAAUGCACCUUAUAUUUUUGUUCUUUUCCUUAGUUUGAUUUCUUGUUCUUUGGUGUCAGAUUUAUUUCCCUUUUCGUUUGGUACUAUUUCGAAAGGAUUUUCUGAUCAUGUGAUUUGAGACAUCCUUAGAAACAGCCUUGAGCGAAGCUAUUUUGCAGAUGAUUAGAAAAUACACUUUCUUUGAUAGUUAUUAUAAAACAACAAGUAAAUACAGCCUUUGAGAUCAUUUAUUAUAAGGCCUGAAUGCGUCAUCCUUGCAAUUAAGUCGCAGAAUUUUUAAAUAAUUUUUUUUUCGUUAAUUAAUGGAGCGAGAGUUCCAUUUUUUCUGGUCAAUAGAAAAUAAGUUGUUCACACAAUUAAUUGUAUUUUUUACUUAAAAUAAGUUGUUCACACAAUUAAUUGUAUUUUUUACUUAAAAUAAGUUGAUCACACAAUUAAUUGUAUUUUUUACUUAAAAUAAGUUGUUCACACAAUUAAUUGUAUUUUUUACUUAAAAUAAGUUGUUCACACAAUUAAUUGUAUUUUUUACUUAAAAUAAAUUGUUCACACAUUUUUGGUCAUGUUUCACUUACAAUAAACUCUUCACAAAUUUUUUUUCGUCAUAACAUUUUUUUAUGUAGCAUUUUAAAAAUCUAUUCCGAAGCUAAAAAACAUAAAUAUAAACUUUAGGCGCCACCCAUCUCUUACAUAUUUGGCUUCUGGUGUAUCCUGCUCCUUUUCACAACCAGCCCCCCCCCACCCCCCCGCGCCCAACUUACUCAACAUGUUUUAUAUUAAGAGUACUGAGUGGGGUAGAGGGCUGUAGAGCAGCGCGCGUCAUGCGUAACUGCUGAAAUCAAGUUAAAAAAAAAGGUUAAAUUAUUUUGGAUGAUACUAUUAUAUUAAUCUAUAAUGAGCCACGAGUAUGGCGUAGGACUGUCUGUAGGACUGUCUCUAGGACUGUCUGUAGGAUUGUCUCUAGGACUGUCUGUAGGACUGUCUCGAGGACUGUCUAUAGGACUGUCUAUAGGACUGUCUCUAGGACUGUCUCUAGGACUGUCUGUAGGACUGUCUCUGCGACUGUCUGUAGGAGUAUUGUUUAAAGACCGGCAGGAAGGGUUUAGGACCGCCUGUAUGACCAUUGUUUAUAGAAAAUGAGAAGUUCUUUUUUUUCUUUUUUUUUCUUUCUUUUUUUUUUUUUUUUUUUUNGACUGUCUCUAGGACUGUCUGUAGGACUGUCUCUGCGACUGUCUGUAGGAGUAUUGUUUAAAGACCGGCAGGAAGGGUUUAGGACCGCCUGUAUGACCAUUGUUUAUAGAAAAUGAGAAGUUCUUUUUUUUCUUUUUUUUUCUUUCUUUUUUUUUUUUUUUUUUUUUGGCCCCCCUCCCCCCCUUUUCUUUUUUUUUUUUUUUUUUUUUUACCUUUUUAAAAAAAAAAAAAAAAAAAAACUGCCCCCAGAUUAGCCCUGGUAUACUUUACUACGCAAAAAGAGUCAAACUUUAGACCCGCCCCCCCCCUCCAUUUUGCUUUAUCUGUACUUUUUUUGACGACAUUCCCUAUCUGUACGUACAUUUAGAUCUCUUACCCCACAACUUUUGUAUACAAAGUAUAUGAACGUAAAAUUAAUUAUUAAUACAUUUAUUUCUAAACUAUUUCGAAGCUUAUAAGAGGAUUAUAAGAGGACAUAUUGUAUAUCAUGGAUUCCACAGAUUCUAGGCGACGGUUCAUAAGACAUAUUAGAGACUGUCAUAUUUGCAGGAUGAUUAUUGAAGAAUUUAUGCAAAAAUGUACGUACUUUCUGCCAAGAUAAACCCCUUACCCACUCCACCCCGCCAUACGCGCCCGUAAGCAAAAUCUCCAAAUUCAACAACCCCCCUUUACCUCAGUGCAUAAUUAAUAAAUUGAUUUUAAAGUUAGGUAACUGUUUCAAUAAUAAAUGCGAUGAUUAAUUCAAAUGGUAGCUUCCCUUGGCUGCAGUCAUCACCUAUAGAUUUAAUUGGACAUUCUGCUUGAGUGGUCCAUAUGCGCACCAACUUGUUUCCCUUGACUAGAAGUUGAAACAAGGUGAUUACAUGUAGUACAUCUUGUCUUCACAGGCAGAGUCCAUGUACCACAGCUCCUUCCAGGGAUUCGCUAGUCUUCCAGAAGGUUCCAGUGUGGACAGCGAGCAGGUCAGGGGUCAACUGCACAACGCACACAACGACUACAUCCUUAAGAUACGGGCAGCCAACAGGACGGUGGACGAGUUUAACUCUUUCUUACCUCAGAUUUUAGAGGUCGGGAGAGGUCAUCACUCUCUUUCUCUGUCUUCUUUCUCUUUCUGAUCUCUCUCUUCUCUCUCUCUCUCUUUUCAUUCUCUCUUCUCUCCCUCUGUCUCUCCCUCUGUCUGUCUCUCCCUUCUCACGCUCUCUCUUCUCUCCCUCUCUCACUCUCUACUUUCUCUCUACUUUUUCCUUCCCUUUUCUCUCUCUCUUCUUACUCUCUCACUUCUCUCUCUACUCUCUUUCUUCUCACUCUCCAUUCUCUCUCUACUCUCUCUUUCUUCUCUCUCUUCUUUCUCUCUUCUCUUUCGCUUUCUCUUCUCUCUCUUUUCUCUCUAAAUUCUCUCUCUAUUUUCUCUCUCUAUGUCUGUCUCCCCUUUUCUCUGUCUGUCUCUUCUCUCUCUCCCAAUCUCUCUCUGUCUCUUCUCCCUCUAUCUUUUCUAUCUCUCACCCUUCUCACUCCCUCGCUCCCUGCAUGUCUGUCUCUCUCGCUUUCUCUCUCUCUCUCUUUCUUUCUCUCUCUCCGUCUGCUUGUGUCUGUUUAUGUCGAGUAAGAGGUGUAAUAGAUCAUUGUUGCAACAGUCCAUGCUCGACUCAUAGCUGACUUCAUACAAAUAUUGAAGAAUCGUUGUGAUUGUCUAAACGCAAUGUAACGUUGAUAUAUAUAUAUAUAUAUAUAUAUAUAUAUAUAUAUAUAUAUAUAUAUAUAUAUAUAUAUAUAUAUAGAGAGAGAGAGAGAGAGAGAGAGAUAUAGAUAGAUUAGAUAGAUGAUAGAUGGCGAAGCUCUACUUACCAUUUUAACUUUAAAGCCUGCAAGAUAAAUAGGAACAACUAUGAGUGAGCAACAUGUUAAAAUUGCUCACCGUUUUGAGCCCUGUGUGUACACACGUACACUUUUCGUUAAUACAAAAANUAUAUAUAUAUAUAUAUAUAUAUAUAUAUAGAGAGAGAGAGAGAGAGAGAGAGAGAUAGAUAGAUUAGAUAGAUGAUAGAUGGCGAAGCUCUACUUACCAUUUUAACUUUAAAGCCUGCAAGAUAAAUAGGAACAACUAUGAGUGAGCAACAUGUUAAAAUUGCUCACCGUUUUGAGCCCUGUGUGUACACACGUACACUUUUCGUUAAUACAAAAAUAAUUCCAAUUUGUUGUUCAUCCGGUAUUUUUUUAUAUAGGUAUAUUCCGCAUGUCCCAGUUCAAACACAACCAACUCUUUGUUACUUGUAAAGUAACCUACCAACACUCGACCAAUCGCAUGUUUCUGUAUUAAAUGAACUAUCUAGCCAGCUUCACGCUGUAUUAAAUUAUGUUCUCUGUUACUUAUUUUUUUUUAAAAUAUUUGAAAAUAUUGCAUGACCAUUUCUGACAUUCCAGGAACUGGAAGAGAUCUAUAUCGACACUGGUAACACCAUCAACGUGGCCAUUGAAAGUCAUGCUCUGCUACUGCUCACCAAGGUACGCACACACUUGGAGUUUGUGACUCAAAUACAUUCAAAGUUUGUUGUUGUUAUAAAUCCUUUAUACUUUAUAUUAACCUCGCUUUUGUUCGUGGCUUGCAAAAUCCUGGGACGGCUCAUUGGCCCACUUCCUGUCAACCUAUCGAGCUGAAACUUUGCACAUAGUCUCGUUUGCCAAUGACAGCACAUUCUAACAAAAUUUUUAGCCCCAACUCUCAAAAAUCACCAUUUCCUGUUUUUCAAAGAGAAGAUGAAGGAAAUAUAAUGACACUGAUUUCAUGAAAUAAAAUUUCCGACAACUGCGCUAAAUAAGAUUCUUUUAAAAAAAAAAUAAUAAAACCGCAAUUAUGAAGGAUUGAUUACAGAGAUUGUGUUUGUACGGGCUGUUUAGUUUAAGUUUUUACAAUGAACAAGAAUGCUGGGCUAAAACCUGAAAGGUAAUUGAAGUCGAAACAGUAUGAAAAUAUGCUCUACUCUCCUUAAAUGCCGUAAACUUGUUUAUGCAUUGGCGUAGUAUUUCACUUAACAGUGUACACUUAUAGGCUAAAUACAUUAGGGAGUGCAUUAUAAAUGGAUGUUAGAAUUUAUCAUUGCAUCCCAUGAGUAGUGAGUUUAUCUUGGCUGUUUGGGGGUGGGGGGAUAUAAAUAUAAAUAAUUUAUUAGAUUUAUUUUUUUGCCGUGUUUUCCAGUUUUUUUUUUUUUUCCUUACCAAAUAUAAUCUAAGGGGAGUAAUAAUUCAUUACCAAGCUUUGCUAACAAAUUAUGAUUCUGCCCCUUAAAAUGUCCCAGUUUUAUAAUUUAUUAGAUUUAUUUUUUUGCCGUGUUUUCCAGUUUUUUUUUUUUUUCCUUACCAAAUAUAAUCUAAGGGGAGUAAUAAUUCAUUACCAAGAUGUGCUAACAAAUUAUGAUUCUGCCCCUUAAAAUGUCCCAGUUUGUGUCAAUGCCUCGGGGAAAAAAAACAGGAAAUGUGACUACUUUUUAGAAAUACUUCUGUCUUUGUUUUCCAUCAAUGCCUUUGAACUGACCUAAGGCCGCAAACGUUACCACAGAGGUCGCCACAUAGGUUAAAUUUGAGGUGUUCUUAAAUUAGGCCAUCGUGAAUUUCAACAACAAAAGCUAUUCAUUGCAGGCCCAACACCUUUGUAAGAUAAAAAUGAGUUUACAAAAGUGUCUUUUCACGACGAUGUCUAUUUUUAAACAUGUCUCAGGACCGAUUCCUGACGAUAGAUCGUGACGUGAGUAUUAAAUCUUCUAACCAGGCCGAUGAACAACACAAGCGGUACGAGGACCAGCUGAAGACGUGUAAACUGGUCAGUCCUCACCAGGACAUCAGCUUCUUCGUCAGGGCCACGGUUGGCGAUAACGUGACCUUGAACGCACCAAUACCUCAUCAGGUGUUCAAGCCAGCCGUGGCGCUAACAGCAGACGUCCAGGUACGUUCUAUACUCAAUACCCUUAACAACAUCCAGGUUUGUUCUAUACUCAAUACCUUUAAAAACGUCCAAUUAUGUUCUACACUUAAUACCUUUAACAACGGCCAGGUAUGUUCUGCACUUAAUACCUUUAACAACGUCAAGGUAUGUUUUACACUUAAUACCUUCAACAACGUCGAGGUAUGUUCUAUAUUUAAUUCCUUUAACAACAUCCAGUUAUGUUCUAUACUCAAUACCUCAAAUACUUUUUUAUUUAAUGAUCACUUUUGUUGUACAUAUAUUGAAGAUGAACUAUUUCUUACGUCAUAGGUCGAUCUAGAAAUGCUCGAACAUCCAUCCUUUGGUUCUCAAUUUAACUAUACGAUAUUUGAAACAAGUGUUUUAAAAAAUCAUCUUAAAAUAAUGGAAGAAACCCCAUAGUCUUAAACCCGCUAUAUCCGUUUAAUUCAGCGGUUGUAAAUUUGUGGGAUGCGACCCCCUUAGGAGUCGAACGACCCUUACACCGGGGUCGCCUAAGACUAUCGAAAAACACGUAAAUAUAAAGUAGCAACGAAAAUAGUUGUAUGUGUGUGUGUGUGGAAGUUCACCACAACAUGAGGAACUGUAUUAAAGGGUCGCGGCAUUAGGAAGGUUGAGAGCAUGUGCGCCCGCAGAUAGGGGCAAGGUGGGGCACUUGCCACCCCCCCCUGGAUUUAUUGGAUAAAAAAAAUUAGACAAAAAUAGACAAAAAAUCUAUUAAAGUAAAAAGAAAAUAAAGAGAAAGUAACUAAGCUGAUGUCCUGUCCGUUCGUUCACCAUACAAAUACGCUACAGUAAAUUAAAACUAUAUUAAAACAUUACUAAAAAAUUUUUGCCCCCUCCCCCGGAAAGUUAAUCGAUUUUUUUUGCCCCCUCCCCCCUAGAAAGUUUUGUGCGGGUGCCCAUGGUUGAGAGCCACUGAUUUAAGUUUUGUCACUAAUUGUAUUGCCAGCAAACCCUCUGUAACCAGCUGAUCUACGACCGGCUGACUGAGGAGAACGUUGUCAGAAAACGAACUCAGCUCCAGUCACAAGGGAUGGGGAUCGCCAUCAGCAUGAAACAGAACCAGGACAUCAUAGCGACCCUCAGCAACGUCUGCCAAAGGUAG